Messenger RNA from Arachis duranensis, 2455 nucleotides. RefSeq names its product potassium channel SKOR. Gene Ontology annotation, biological process: potassium ion transport; transmembrane transport. NCBI's taxonomy places the organism in Eukaryota, Viridiplantae, Streptophyta, Magnoliopsida, Fabales, Fabaceae. Gene Ontology annotation, molecular function: protein binding; voltage-gated potassium channel activity. The record is from RefSeq and is a predicted model, not a curated record. Gene Ontology annotation, cellular component: membrane.
GUGGUAUCGAUUAUGGACAAAGUUCAUAUUGGUAUGGGCAGUGUACUCAUCGUUUUUCACUCCAAUGGAGUUUGGAUUCUUUCGUGGGUUGCCUGAGAAUCUGUUUAUAUUGGAUAUCAUAGGGCAGCUAGCUUUUCUUGUGGACAUAAUUUUGCAGUUCUUUCUUGCUUAUAGAGAUAGUCAGACCUAUCGCAUGGUCUACAAGCGUACCCCUAUUGCUUUGCGGUACCUAAAAACUGACUUCAUCUUUGAUUUUCUUGGAUGUAUGCCUUGGGAUAUCAUAUUCAAGGUUUGUGGACACAGAGAAGAAGUUAGGUACCUCUUGUGGAUCAGAUUAUAUCGGGUGCGGAAAGUCACCGAAUUUUUCCAUAAUUUGGAGAAGGAUAUACGUGUUAAUUACAUCAUUACUCGGAUUGUGAAACUUUUAGUAGUUGAACUCUACUGCACCCACACUGCAGCCUGCAUUUUCUACUAUUUGGCUACUACACUUCCUGAAUCUCAAGAAGAGUACACAUGGAUUGGAAGUUUACAGCUUGGUGGUUAUAGUUAUCAACAUUUCAGAGAAAUUGAUCUUUGGAAGCGCUAUACAACAUCCUUGUAUUUUGCUAUCGUUACUAUGGCUACUGUCGGCUAUGGAGAUAUACAUGCAGUAAACUUGAGGGAGAUGAUAUUCAUAAUGAUAUAUGUCUCAUUUGAUAUGGUUCUUGGUGCUUAUUUGAUCGGUAACAUGACAGCUUUGAUAGUCAAGGGAUCAAAAACUGAGAAAUUUAGGGACAAGAUGACAGAUCUUAUGAAAUAUAUGAAUAGAAAUAGACUUGGACGGGAUAUCCGUGAACAAAUAAAAGGCCAUCUGCGCUUACAGUUUGAGAGUAGCUAUACCGAGGCUGCCGUCCUUCAGGAAAUUCCCAUUUCUAUUCGCUCUAAGAUAUCUCAAACAUUAUACUUGCCAUGCAUUCAAAUGGUUCCUCUUUUUAAGGGCUGUUCUUCAGAAUUCAUCAAUCAGAUAGUUACCAGGCUCCACGAGGAAUUUUUUCUUCCAGGAGAGGUUAUCAUGGAACAAGGAAAUGUCGUGGAUCAACUAUAUUUUGUCUGUCAUGGUGUGCUGGAGUUAGUAGGCACUGCUGAGGAUGGGACUGAAGAAACUGUUUCACUUCUGGAACCUAACAGUUCAUUUGGAGAGAUAUCCAUUCUUUGCAACAUUCCUCAACCAUAUACUGUUCGUGUCUGCGAACUCUGUAGGCUCCUGAGGCUUGAUAAACAAUCGUUUACAAAUAUCCUUGAUAUAUACUUUUAUGAUGGAAGGAAGAUAUUAAACAACCUUCUUGAGGGAAAAGAGACUUCUCGUGGUAAGCAAUUAGAGUCAGACAUCACAUUUCAUAUUGGAAAGCAAGAAGCUGAACUUGCUUUGAAGGUCAACAGUGCAGCUUUCAAUGGGGAUCUGUAUCAGCUAAAAGGUUUAGUUAGAGCUGGAGCUGAUCCCAACAAGACAGAUUACGAUGGAAGAUCACCUUUGCAUCUUGCUGCAUCCAGAGGCUACGAAGACAUCACACUUUUCCUUAUUCAAGAAGGCGUAGACAUCAAUGUUAGCGAUAAUUUUGGGAACACACCCUUACUUGAAGCAGUUAAGAGUGGACAUGAUCGUGUUGCUUCUUUACUUGUUAGAGAAGGAGCCGCCAUGAAGAUAGAAGAUGGCGGUAGUUUUCUAUGCACAGCAGUUGCAAGGGGAGAUUCAGAUUAUCUUAAAAGGCUACUGUCUAAUGGCAUGGAUCCCAACUUGAAAGAUUAUGAUUACCGAAGCCCUUUGCACGUUGCUGCAGCUGAAGGUUUAUACUUCAUGGCAAAGUUGCUAUUAGAAGCUGGAGCCAGUGUUUUUACCAAGGACAGAUGGGGAAAAACCCCACUUGAUGAAGCUCGAAUGAGUGGAAAUAAGAACCUAAUCAAACUACUAGAAGAUGCAAAAUCUGCUCAGUUGUCAGAAUUGCUAUGUCCCGCACAAGAACUUACAGAUAAAAUGCAUCCACAGAAAUGUACAGUGUUCCCUUUCCACCCAUGGGAUCCAAAAGAUCAUACAAAACAUGGCAUUGUAUUAUGGAUCCCACAUACUAUUGAAGAGCUAAUCAAAAUGGCAGCGGAUCAAUUUGAGUUUCCUAGUGAUUCUUGUGUUUUUAUUUUAUCAGAAGAUGCUGGUAAAAUUACUGAUGUGGACAUGAUUAAAGAUGGUCAGAAGCUCUAUUUAGUUCAUCAAACACAUUAGACUUUGAUCCAAUUCAUACCACGACCACAAUUCUUAUAUUAAAGUAACAGCGUGCCCUUUUUUGUAACGUGUUGUAGUUGUUCGGCUCAGGAUUCGGUGGUCUAGGAAACUUUGGACCACUUAGUGGUCCAAGUAGAAAACAUGCUUUUUAAGAUUUUUUAACAACUGCUACAUAGUCCUUUAACUAAUUUUAAUUAUAAA